AUGGCAGAAUCAUCCAAUUUCCUUGCAAUAAAGAGGUACGCAGUUGUGACAGGAGCAAACAGGGGGAUGGGAUUAGAAAUAUGCAGGCAGCUGGCUUCCCAUGGGGUCACGGUUGUCCUAAGUGCAAGAGAUGAGGAGAAGGGUGUUGCAGCCUUGAGAAGCUCAAAGGUGAAUAAUGCAGCAAUUACUGGAUAUAUAUUGGAUGAGUCUGUAAGAGCAUCUUUCCUCAGUGGGGAAAAGCCGUUAGAAGUUACCCAUCUGUGUGCUAAGUCCUUCUCUAGCAAGGAACAAAAAAUGGAGUGGAGUGAAGCACAGUCUCUAAUGAUCCAGACAGACAGCUUGGCUGAAGAGUGCUUACAAAUAAACUACCACGGAGCAAAAAGAAUGGUCGAAGCACUUGUCCCAUUCCUCCACUUAUCCGAUUCAGCAAGGAUCGUUAACGUGUCAUCCAUUUUGGGGAAAUUAAAGUUUGUACGGAAUGAAUGGGCCCAAGGAGUGCUCCUCGACGAUGAAAGCCUCACCGAGGAAAGGGUGGAGGAAGUGCUGAAGGAGUUUAUGAAGGACUUCAAGGAGGGUGAAUUAGUAGCCAAAAACUGGCCUUCUAAACAUUCUGCUUAUGUCCUGGGCAAAGCAGCCCUCAAUGCCUACACCAAGAUACUAGCCAAGAGGUACCCCAGGUUCAUAGUGAACUCUCUUUGUCCUGGCUAUGUCAAAACAGAUAUGAACUGCAGAACCGGCAUCCUUACCGUUGAGGAAGGUGCUGAAAAUGCUGUGCGGCUGGCCCUCUUGCCCAACAAUGGCCCUUCCGGCUUCUUUUUCCUGCAAAAUGAAGUGUCAUCCCUGUGA
This is a messenger RNA of Thlaspi arvense, 846 nucleotides long. The record is from the annotation of a GenBank genome assembly. Lineage: Eukaryota; Viridiplantae; Streptophyta; Magnoliopsida; Brassicales; Brassicaceae.